GUCAAUCACCGUGACGUCACGAGCACUAUUAAAGAAAACCAACAAACAGCAGCCAGAAAAACACACACAAGCGGACUAACAGCACGGACCGUCGCGAAGGGUGUAAUAUAAAGUCUCUAUAUUGUGGGAGCUUCUCUUGUUACUCGGAUAAGGAAUCACUCAUUUUUGGAGAGAUGGCCCAGGAGACCAAUCAAAGCCCCGUGCCUAUGCUCUGUUCCACCGGCUGCGGUUUCUACGGCAACCCUCGGAACAAUGGCAUGUGCUCGGUCUGUUACAAAGAGCAUUUAACACGACAGAACAACGGGGGAGUCAGUCCUAUUAGCACAAUGGCAGCUUCCAGCAGUGUCAUCAGUAGUGCUACCUCUGAAUCCUCAGCCAUCCAGAUCAUCGAAGCUACUCUAAACUCCUCGUCUGCUGGCGCUGAGUCACCUAGCGGCUCCGCGGCUGCCCUUCCUGUUACACAACAGAUGACGGAGAUGAGCAUUUCCUGUGAAGACGAGGUGGUCUCGCCUAAAGUAGAACUUCCUGAACCAGUUGUCACUCAGCCGACAGCGUCCACCGCUCCUCCGAGCACAGCUGAAGAGACCAAAACACCCGAUGCCCCCAAACCCAAGAAGAACAGAUGCUUCAUGUGCCGCAAGAAGGUCGGCCUGACAGGGUUCGACUGCCGCUGUGGGAAUCUCUUCUGUGGACUCCAUCGCUACUCGGACAAGCACAACUGCCCCUACGACUACAAGGCGGAGGCUGCCGCCAAAAUCCGCAAAGAGAACCCAGUGGUGGUGGCCGAUAAGAUUCAGAGAAUAUAAAGCGCUCGCCGUCGCACCUCGACUUUGCGAGAGAUCAGAUACAAGGACUCGCACUUUGACCUGUGAUCCGAGAGACUAGUUUUUUUAAUUACAGUAUGGGAAAGAAUCUUGUUUCUAAGCCGAUGCAUGAGUGAUCACUUUGUUUCCAUUUUUCUUUUGCUUUCUGUUGUUGGUAUAUGAGCUUCAAGUUAAAACAAAUUGGG
Molecule: messenger RNA, 1009 nt
Organism: Cyprinus carpio (common carp)
Lineage: Eukaryota; Metazoa; Chordata; Actinopteri; Cypriniformes; Cyprinidae
Product: AN1-type zinc finger protein 5-like
Molecular function (GO): zinc ion binding; DNA binding
Source: RefSeq, a predicted model, not a curated record